UUAUUAGUAUAAAACACAGUUUUUCUAAUUUGUCUAUUCUUUGUGAAUGUUAUACUAAUCUAUCCACAUGCUGGAUUAUGAGUACAAGAUUUCCAUCUGCCUGCUACUUUUUUUUUUUCUGAUUACCUAUCAACCUUAUUUUGUUUUGGUUUUGUUUUACUUAGCUAGAAUUUGUUUUUGGCAUGCAAAUAUUUAUGUACCACUUGAAUUUAGCCUAGGGAGACUACAGGUUUUCAAACUGGUAUUCUUGAAAUACUGAAAGAACAGAAAAGGAGAUCUUACUUAAAAACAGAACAAAACAGUGAAAGUGAAAAAGCAAGAAUUAGUCUGAUAUGAGACUGCAUGGAGUAGUUCACUGCUUCCAUUCCUUUAAAAUGCAAUACAUUGAUGUGUUGUUUCUUUCACAAGUGUUUGCUAUAGGAAUGUUACAUGUAAACUGUGAAGGGGAUUAUGCCUGGUAAUCUUUUUUUUUUUUUUUCAUCCUGACUUUAGAGCAGUUAUCUAUGUAAAUAAUUUUUAGUGUGAUUAAUUAGCUUCAUAGCCUCCCUCUAUGCUCUAUCUUACAUUUCACCUAAGGAAAUGGAACUUUUGAAUUUUGGAUUAGAAACUGUGCAUUGGUGAGUAAUUUUUUUCCAACUAUUGCCUUCAAAUCCUGCCAUUUCUGUAACACUACUUUGUGCUGAGAGCACAGUGAGGAGUUCCAGAGACAAUACAAUCCACCUGUGGUGACUGUAGUACAAAGUGAUUGUACUGUAUGCUGUUAGUGACCUGACAGCAAAGCCAUGGAAUCCUCUGUCUGUUGAACAAGGUAUGUCAAAUUCUGAUGGCUCUCAGUGUGCUUUAUUAGCAUACCAGUUACAACAUGUAUAACUUACGCAGUAGUUCAUCUGCUUCUGAAGCGCUGUACGCUGUGAAAUGCAAUGUGAUAAAAGGUCAUUGGUGUAUGGAGCCUAUGGAGGCAGAAAAAUAGGAAAUUAACAUUGUUUUCUUCUUUAGUCCAUUAAUGACCAUACGUAGUAAAACUAAAACUUCACAACGUUGUUCUUUUGACAUCUUAUUCAAGAAGCUACACCUCCAGCAAAGCUGGAAUUUUAUCACCCUGUGUCAGACCUUGGUACGAUCUGUUGUGCAACUGACAUCAUUUCCAGAGGCAUCUUCAGGAAAUAUUUUCUGCCAUGCAAGUACUGACCCUGCUCAUAAUGUCAGUUUAACAGGUUCAUAUCAGGCAAAUGUGAUCCAUCUCUUCCGUAUCAGACAGCUUAAAGAAUCUUGCGUAAUAAUUUGCUGUGUUCCAGAUCAUUAACAUAUAUUAGUUCUUUAGGUUAGGCUCUAAAAAUACUAAGUAGUUUGUAUUACUUGCAUGUUGAUAACAGAAGUUAGUGAAUCUCAGUAAACAUAUACAUUUCCUGCCAGGCUGCAUCUUUAUGCUGUGUGCCAAAUGCUGUGCUAACUUGUCCGCAAUGCAGCUAGAGCCAUCUAGUAUGCACAAGCUACAGCAGCUUUAAUUGUUGGAGAAACAUGUUGAAUUGGGGAUUCUGCUCUCUGCUUUAGGGGAAAACUGCUCAGCAGAAUAAAGGUGUAGCAAUGGCACAGAUAGGCAUUGUCACGUUAGCUUUAAUUUGCCUGUUCCUUGUAGCUGCACCAAUGAAGAUACAGUGACUCACUCCAUAUCGCUUGCACACGUACAAAAGACAAACCCUCCCAUGACCAGGAGGUUUUUCGUCCUGGAUAAUGGACUAUUAAAGUAUUCAAAGUCACCAAUUGAUAUACAGAAGGGCAAAGUACAUGGAAGCAUUGAUGUAGGCUUAUCAGUUAUGUCCAUUAAGAAGAAGGCUCGCAGAAUAGAUCUUGAUACAGAAGAACACAUUUAUCAUCUGAAGGUGAAGUCCCAGGAUACAUUUGAUGCAUGGGUUUCAAAAUUACGCCACCACCGGUUGUACCGUCAGAAUGAGAUAGUGAGAUCUCCAAGAGAUGCUAGCUUCCAUAUAUUCCCCUCAGCCUCUACUACAGAGUCUUCACCAGCUGCUAAUGUACCAGAUGGAAAGGUACAACAAAAUAGCUUCCCAUGGCAAUCUCCUAUACCUUGCAGUAACAGCCUUCCUGCAACCUGCACUACUGGGCAGAGUAAAGUAGCAGCCUGGUUGCAGGACUCAGAAGAGAUGGACAGAUGUGCAGAAGAUCUUGCUCAUUGUCAGUCAAACCUUGUGGAACUCAGUAAACUUCUUCAAAAUUUAGAAAUACUACAGAGAACUCAGUCUGCACCAAAUUUCACAGACAUGCAGGCUAACUGUGUAGAUAUUUCAAAGAAAGACAAGCGGGUCACAAGACGAUGGAGAACAAAAAGUGUCAGCAAAGAUGCAAAAAUUCAACUUCAGUCCAACUCUUCUGGAGAUAACGUUAGCGAAGUACCUAGCUAUAUAAGUCUCUGGCAUACACAGGAAGGGCCGGCACCGAAGGGCCAGUUCAGCACAACACGACGCCGGCAGAGACUAGCAGCAGCAGUGGCUACAACAGUUCCCUUCAGUGCUACAAUGUCCCCGGUUCGGCUGCAUUCGUCCAAUCCCAACCUUUGUGCAGAUAUUGAGUUCCAGACCCCCCCAAGCCAUGUAACAGAUCCUCUGGAGUGCUCUACAGAGUACAUGAAGCUUCAAGAAGAAUUCUGCCUGAUGGCACAAAAAGUGCAUUCUCUUUUGAAAUCUGCCUUUAACAGUAUAGCUAUAGAGAAGGAGAAGCUUAAGCAGAUCGUCUCAGAACAGGAUCUUACAGGUCACAAUGCUCAAAUAGCACACCUCAGACAGUCCCUUUCUCAGGCUCUCAACCAGAAUGCUGAACUAAGGAGUCGCUUGAACAGAAUACAUUCAGAAUCUGUUAUUUGUGAUCAGGUUGUCAGUGUAAAUAUUAUCCCUAGCCCUGAUGAGACGGGUGAACAAAUUCAUGUCAGUUUGCCAUUGUCUCAGCAAGUUUCUAACGAGAGCAGGCUCUCUAUGUCUGAAUCAGUGUCAGAGUUCUUUGAUGCACAGGAGGUGCUUUUGUCUGCCAGCUCGUCAGAAAAUGAGGCUUCUGAUGAUGAGUCUUAUAUCAGUGAUGUGAGUGAUAAUAUAUCUGAGGACAACACCAGUGUUGCAGACAUUUCUCGGCAAAUUGUCAAUGGUGAACUAACUGGAGGAGCAUUCAGGAAUGGACGGCGAACUUGUCUCCCAGCUCCCAGCCCUGACACCAGUAACAUCAAUCUAUGGAAUAUCUUGAGAAAUAACAUUGGUAAAGAUCUUUCCAAAGUAUCCAUGCCAGUUGAGCUAAAUGAGCCUCUGAACACCUUGCAACAUCUUUGUGAAGAGUUGGAAUAUAGUGAACUCUUGGACAAGGCUGCUGAAACGGAUGAUCCCUAUGAACGCAUGGUUCUCAUAGCUGCUUUUGCAGCAUCAGGUUAUGCCUCUACGUAUUUCAGAGCAGGAAGCAAGCCAUUUAACCCUGUGCUUGGUGAAACUUAUGAAUGUAUUAGAGAAGACAAAGGAUUUCGAUUUUUCUCAGAGCAGGUUAGCCACCAUCCUCCCAUUUCAGCCUGCCACUGUGAAUCGAAGAACUUUGUGUUUUGGCAAGAUAUCAGGUGGAAAAACAAAUUUUGGGGGAAAUCAAUGGAAAUUCUUCCAGUUGGAACCUUGAAUGUGACUCUUCCAAAGUAUGGAGACUACUAUGUCUGGAACAAAGUCACUACUUGCAUACAUAAUAUCCUUAGUGGAAGGAGGUGGAUAGAACACUAUGGAGAGAUAACAAUCAGAAACACAAAAAGCAGUGUUUGUAUUUGUAAACUCACAUUUGUCAAGGUAAACUACUGGAAUUCAAAUGUAAAUGAAGUCCAGGGAGUUGUGAUAGAUCAAGAAGGGAAGGUAGUGCAUCGCCUCUUUGGAAAGUGGCACGAAGGCCUUUAUUGUGGUGUAGCACCUUCAGCCAAAUGCGUGUGGAGGCCAGGCUCCAUGCCAACCAACUAUGAACGAUAUUAUGGCUUCACAAGAUUUGCUAUUGAGCUCAAUGAAUUAGAUCCUGUACUGAAAGAUCUUCUUCCAACAACAGAUGCACGAUUCAGGCCGGAUCAAAGACUUCUGGAGGAAGGAAAUAUAGAAGCAGCAGCAUCAGAGAAACAAAGAAUAGAAGAACUCCAGAGAAGUCGGAGGCGGUACAUGGAAGAAAAUAGCAUUGAAUAUGUACCCAAGUUUUUUAAAAAAGUUAUCGAUGCUAAUCAAAGAGAAGCCUGGGUUACCAAUGAAACCUACUGGGAACUGCGAAAGGAUCCUGGAUUUAGUAAAGUAGAAAUUCCUGUACUCUGGUAAACUGAGAAUGUAGAUUUAGUAAACAUAUCACUCUCUGAAGAAAAAAAUAACUAUGCACAAUAUGUUUCUUAUAGAUAAGCGUGGUUUGUGGGUCUAUGGAAAAAACCCAUCACUUGCAUUUAUUUUCAUCUUUAUAAUGGACUUUUGAAAGUGCAUUAGAUGAGGCCCCUGACCACUUCUGGAUCUUUUUAAUUUUGCAGCAGCCAUUAAAAAAAUAAAAAUAUAAAAAAAAAAGAAAGAAAAAGGAACAAACAAAAACCUUUUGAAGUUUCAUACAAUGAAAAUUCAGAAGAGAAGCAGAUGAGUUAUCCAAAGUCACUUGGAGGAGGCGGUAAAUACAAAACUGCAAUCGGUGCUUUAAACAGACAUUAAGAGUAAUGUAACUUAAAAGAAAAAAAAAAAGGAAGAAAAACAGAAAAAAAAUCCAUUUUGUUUCAAAUAUUUUUGUUAAAACCUUUUGAGUUACCACAUUGUCAUUUCUGGCUUCAGGUUAGUCCUUUGGUGUUCUGUGCUUGGACUGGCCUUGUCAAAACAUGCUUUUCUGAAAGCUGUUCCCAUUCAUAUGCCAUUGUUCAUGCCUUAAAGAAAAUAAGAAGAUGUACAGUAAGUCAUUUUAAAAUAUAUAUGCUUAGGCUUAUGUGAAGGGCAGAUUUUUAAAGCACUAGGAUUUUACCAUGAUAUAAAUAUUGGAGAACCUGUAUUAUUUAAAAUCAAAAGACAGCCAAACAUCUAACUGUAUUUCAGAGGAACAAGAUCUACUGUACAUGCUUUAGCUACGAGGAGCUGACUGUAUAAUCAGACUGAAGAGAAGCUGCUAACUGGUUAAUACUGAGGUUAUUUUGGUAAAUGCAUAUGAGUGGCUAGUCAGAAAAUUCAUAUUUUAAGUGGUUAAUGUUGAGAUGCGUUUGUCGCUUUUACCACUGAGUGGACGUGGUCUUGCAGCAAAUUCAUUUCUCUAUAAUUGCUUAUACAAUUAGGAUUCCCUGAAGCUUUGCAACAGUGUUAAGGCACAGAAAGAUUUCAUGGGAAGGUCUCUGGCUUCGCUCCAGAGGUUGGAUCGUACCAUAAAUGAAACUAGUAUUUACCUCCACACAUGCUGUUUACUGGCUCUGUUCUUUCCCCAGCCACUUACUGCAUCUAAAUUUAUAUUUGAGAGUAGGGCAGAGGCUCCUGUACUUUGUAGCAACUUCUGCUACUUGUGUUGCCAAAAUAGCUUUUGUGCAAAAUAAUAUUUUACAGUUUUUCUGAAAGUGACUAUAUUUUUGGUUAAGAACCAAGACUCUUACAUAUUGCUAAGCCUCAGUUAAUAUAUGUAGGAGAUGGUUUUUCACUUUCUGUAUGAAAAUUUCUGAAACACUAAACAGUAGGAAGGCAGAUUUUAAAAGAAAAAGGGUAAUUUUAUUUGGUAAAAUGUGCAUUCCAUAUGGUAUGAUCUAAUCUUUCAGUUAUAUGUGUAUUACACAUUCACUCACUGAUGCCAGGUUAGAUUUCAUAAAGAGACUCUCUAUUACUUUCUAAACAGCAUACAUAAUGCAUACAAUUUUUUCUAUUUAAAAUUGAUUCCAAUAAUUAGACCUAAAAAAAAUAAUUUGGUAACUACGUGACUCUGCCAGAAAUGCUACAUGGACAGCUGUCAGUGCAAUAUAACGUGUACCUAUCCCUCCCCCUGCCUCUUGCUUUUGCAGAGCUGACAUCAGUUUGAUUACUUAAUGCGCAUUUAGUUCUUCCCUUUGUUUAUAAAGCAGAACAAUUGGCUACUAAUGAAUCCCAGUUUCUUCAUCUUACCAGGAAGAAAUAUGAAAACCUGAAUAAAAUAUUAACUUGAAUUUUAAAUAAUUAUAAAUACUUGGUAUAAAAAAAACUGUGCAGAUUACCAGGAUUUCUUCCAAAGAAAAAUUUUAAUUAGUUAAAGAAUGAUGUAAUUUUCUACUUCAGCAGAACUGGAUUUUUUCUUUUUUGAGUUCUACAUUUGUUAUUACAAAAAAAUUAAAAUAUAUGAAGGUUUGGGGUUUUAUAAUUGUAUUUGUUUGACUUCGACAUACUUGCUUUAAUGGUGUUAUACUACAAAACAAAUCGGCACGCUAUGUGCAAAAUAGUGAUUGAUUAUACUGGGUCACUUUUUAAAAUGAAACACUAUUAAGCAUUUGCCCAUCUCAUUCUUCAAUCUCUGUGUACAGUUUGCUGCAGCAUUGGAAGUAUUAUGUAUGUGUGUCUGCAAGUAUAUUUGAGGGACAAAAACUUGGUCAUCUUUUGUUUUUUUGGGAGUUUUUUUUUUUAAUUUAAAUACAAAAAUACGGUAUUUCAUUUUACAGUGUUCUGAUAGUGCUUCAUGAAUGCCAUUCUUUGCAAUGCAUACUUGGAUAACACUGAAGAUGCUAUAAUUAUUUAAUUAUUCUUUUGCAAUUGUUUAUCUGAUACUCACUGUAAGAAAACUAGCAUUCAAUUUUUUAGAGUUAAAAAAAAUGUGAUACAUUAAAUCUUUCUAUUGAAGGCACUCUUUGAACCUAUGGAGUAUUAAAUCAGCUGAAUGCUAAACUAGUUAAUUAGUAGCUAGAGGAAUUACAAAGUGUUGCAGGACAUUUUCUGUCUUUAUCAGAAUCCUAACAGUGCCAGCAGGUGUGCCAUAAGUUGUUUCCUACAGUACAGAAUUCUCUGUGUUCUGUGAAAAACUUUAAUCAAAUUUUCCCUGCAAACUUGAUUGGACACUGUGACAACUUGUUAGGUUGUGGUAUGUUUCUAUGUCCAGCUCGCUGAUGAGAUACUCAUCUAUAAGCACUGCAAAUUGACCCCUCUUUGCAGGCUACCAGCAGGGACUUAGCCGCUGGUCGGUGCCCUUCAAGCCUGAGGAUUUGGGCAGUUUCCAGCCCACUUUGUUCAAUUCAGCCAGGCAAUAUUUCCUUUACAAGGGCAUAAAAGGUACUUACCUGCUCGGCAGAUUUAAUUGCUACAGAUCUGGUCUGUGAUGAAAAUCAGUGCCAAUCAUUUCAUGUUUUAGAAACUGAACUUUCAAUAUAAAGAUGUUUCCCUUUUUCUCUUGUUUUCUUUAAAUUCUUAUUUCUGUGUAAAAUAAACAGUUCGUAUGCUUCAGUUCUGCAGUAGUGAAAUGUACUGUCAGUUAAUACUUUAAAGUGUACUUCAUUUUCUUCCUUGUUCUGGUACUGUGGAUAUGGUAGGGCAACAAUAGCUAUGUCCAUCAAAAGCCGUGUGAUCUUAUAAAGACUUCAAUAACUACAUUCCUAUAUUAGAUGCGUAUUAACAAGAUAGCAGAUUUUCCUGCAUAUUAAAAACUGUUACCUUGCUGGAAAUAACAUUUGAAUAUGAGUUGAUUUUCAUAGAAUCACUGUGAUUAAAAUGUCAUCUCAGCACUCAUUCUAAUUUUAGAUAGAUGCAGGUUGCAUGAAAUAAAUAUUUUUGUGUUAGAUCCUUCUAUAAUACUCUGGUCAUCUUACAAAUAUUGUCACACCUUUUUGUUCCUUUUUUUCCCCCUAAUUUUGAACUUCUGAAUCUGAAUGAGCAUUUAUGACAUUUUUGAGUUUUGCUUGAACAGCAGGUGCCAGGCAGAUGUCAAGUGCCGCAGGACAUACACGUUACAAGCACUGGUCCUGCCCUUCCAUGUGAGGAUUUGCGUCCCAGCCAUGUGGUCCUGCUCGUUGUGUUCCUUUCCCCACCCAAAAUUGGAUUUCUAGGAUAGUCUGGGCAGAAGGAGAGCUUCACUUGCAAAUGCACAGUAACUGAGAGGAUUGGAUAUUCUGGGUUUUCUUGUGCGAGUUUUAAAAAAAAAACAACUUCCUUUAGCUAUCAAAGCUUGGUUAGUAUGUUGCCUUUGUUUUAUAGGAUUUUUAAUCAUCUGGUGCAGAGAUAGGCACUAACUGUUUUAAAUGCUGUUGGCUGCAAUAGUCUGAGGAAUUAAAUGUAUUGUAGUUGUCCCUACUAAUUCUGGAUUUGCAAAAUGAAAGCAAAUUAAGAAUUUUUAGAUUAAAGAAAAAAGGGUAUCUUUAUUCAUAUGCUAAAAUUGAGGGGUUAUAUUGAAGAGAGUUUGGUUCAGUUAUGGGAAAAAGAUUCACAGAAUUGUAUAAAAAAAUGCUGGAACAUCAGCACCUGUCAGCAUGUAUUAUACAGACACCUUGGAGAACGCUAAGAGAUUGAUAUGUCUUAAUGACUUAUCUGAGCAGCUAUUGGGGCUGCUAUCUAGCAUUUUCAUCUUGGAUGUCAUUAAGUAACGCUCCUCGAAAUUGAACAUAUUGCUGGAAGUCAAGGUGGUCAGAGAUAUAGUUGAAACUAUUUUUUUUGUUGUUAAUGUGCUCAAAAUUGUAAGGGAACAUUCAGUAUAAAAACUAUUUCUGUACUUUCUACUUUACCAAUUCUGAUUAGUUUUAUUGUGAUUCUGGUAUCGCUCAGAAGAUAAGUUUCAUGGAGAAAGGAUGUGUUUUUUUCUUGUUUGUUUUUUGUUGCUGUUUAAUUGGUUUUUGUUUUUGUUUUGUUUUAGAUAGGAGAAUCUAGACUAAGUGUGUGAAUUAAAAUGAAUUAAAAUUUAAUUAUUAAUAAGGAGGAUUUCUCCUUAAAAUCUAUUUGCACUCCCUCAGAACAGGGUAUGGCACCACAAGAAUGUUAUAAAUCUCAGUAGGCUAAAAAAAAAAAAAGCUUAUUUACAUCAGUUGAUUUUAUUUUUUGUAUUAUGCAGUGUAAAGGGUCUAAUCACAGAAGUUCUUUAAACUUGAGCACGUAAAACCUUUUGUUGAGUAUCUUGGUGUGCGUUCCAUCCUUCUUCCACUGACUUGAGGAGCCUCUUUAUAAAAACCUCCUUAGGGGAAUUUCUAUAUGGCAUCUUGCAAGUUUAAAAAGUGUCAGCAAUUUAUCCGUAGAUGUUUUUUAUAUAUGUACACCUCCUCUUUUGUCAAAUUUUGUACUAGUAUUAAACCCAUCGUAUCUUUUUUUUUUUUCUUUCCCCUUGUGAUCUCUGACAAACCUCAGUGAAGGGAGAGACUGCAAUGGAGAGCAGUGAAACCACAGGCAUCAGUUCUGUCAGGGCACCCUUGUAGCAGAGCAGAAAAAAUUCAAACAUCUACAGAUUAAAAUGUCGUAGCAGCUGUUAAAUCUGCUUCAAGCAGGUUAUGUUAAUACCAUUUCUCUUUCUAGUGUUCCAUGACAGCAUGAGAAAAGGGAGGAUUGGUGACAUUUGCUCAGAAUUCAUUCUGAAGGUGAAAGGAAAUUUUAUUCCAUUUAUAAAUAAAAAUGACUGUAGACAAUAUUUGUCUGAAGUGAUAUUGGUAAUAUGGACAAAGAGAGUUAGAGACUUUAUAAAUAUGGAAAUCAAAAAGUUGGGAUAUAUAUAUAUAUACACCACUAUAUAUAUAUACACCACUCAGCAGUGUGUAAUAUAUUCUGUCCUCAGCUAUGGAUAGUAAGGAUACCUAUUCAUAUCCCUGGAGCCAUGAACCAGAUGUUGUCUCCCAUGAAACACUAAAAAACAUUUCCAUGUUUACUGCUACUUUUAAUGAUCUGCGUUGACAGAUGAGACAUAUCUUAUGCUAAGCCAUAAUCUUGCUAUCACAAACUAUUAGGAAUGCAGAAUGGGAAGGGGUAAGCAGAGUCUUUCAAAAUGGCAGAGGUGGAUGAUUUAAUUGUUUGUACUCUAGGCAUCCUCACAAUGAAAGUGUUAUACAAAAGCAGCACAGGUACUGACAGAUAGUCUAACAGAACAAUUCUUCUUCCUUGUGCCAGUCAGUUUAGCCACAAAUGCAACAUCUUUUUUUGGAACUGCAUUACUAUUUGUGAUUGCAUUUCUGGCAGCUUGAGUGUGUUGGGCUGGUUUCUCAUGUCCACUGAGGACAGUCAGAAGUAGUUGGAUUGGAAAUUCAGAUUUCUUUUCUUGUAAUUCUCUGUUCCUUUGUCUCAUAGUUCUCUACCUUUUGUAAAUUUGCCUCAACAAGGAAUAUUACAAAUAGCCUUUUAAAAGUUCAGUUUAGAUUAACCAUCAGUAUUUUGUGGGUGAAGGAGAAUUCAGGAUACGUUUCUUAACUAUGUUGAAUAAAUCAAGUGAUAUACAAUUAUCAUUGUAUUUGCCUAAUAUUUAACGUAUUUGGAGAUCAAAUCACCAGUAAUGAAAUAGUACAUAAAAAUUUUAAAUCUGCAUUUUCACCUGUCUUAAAGGUGAAGAUUAUCAUUCCAACAUAAGGUUAGAAAUUAGGUGUAUUCCGUUCUUCAAAGCAAUGUGAAUGGUAUUCAUUGGAGGCUUAAAUGUAUCAUAAGAAAUUCAGAUGAGAAUAAAUUUUGUAUUCAGCUGAGUCUCAACUAAGCUGUGACUAGGGACUGAGAAAUAAAUGUUGAUGAGCUUAAAUGCAAAGAUUGCAACUAAUAGCUUAGUUAAGCUUUUGCUAUAAUGAACAAAAGCUCUGUUCUUUUCCUUUUUUUAUAGACUAAUUAUUUUCAAACAUUCAUUCCUCACCAACGACCAAUUGCAUAUCAGGUUUGAGUUUUGAAAAUGAAAUGGUGUCUGCAGCUCCACAGACAAAGGAAGGUUCUUCCCGCGUGCAUUUUGUUCAUGUCUUUCACUCAUUCACUAAAACUUUGCUUGGACCAAAAAGGAAUAUUAGUGGGUUUUUCUGGAUGAGAAUCUUCCUUUGUGUUGACUUGUAUCUGUUGUUUACUAUAUAGUAAGUGAGAAAGCAAGGUGUUAGCAUCUGAUGUCUGAAUUCUUUUAUUUCAAUAAAAUGUGUAAGGAACUGUUCGCUCUUUAACAAUUACUGCUAGUUGACUGAAGCAGAUGCUUUGCUUAGCCUAUGAGAAGACAUUAAAUUAAACUACUGUGGCAUCCAGAGAGAUCACGAUGAUAGUUCUGCAUUAGGAGAUUAGGUAUAUCUGCUUUGUUGUAACCAGUAGCAAGCUUUCUUAUUGGGUCUGUGUCUACUGCCCUUUCUAUAAUUAUAAUUUCUUAGCAUUUCAACAGAGAACUGUGUAUUUUCUCACAUUGUUUUUCCACAGUUGAUACAAAUUGGAAAUAACAUAGCACUUUUUUGCUGUAAUAAAUUCCAGUACUUGUAGACUGCUCACACUGAGAAUGCCAUUAGAGAAGUAAGGAUUAGAUUAGCUGCCAAUUUUACAUUGCUUACUGAGCUCCAUUACUCUUAGCAGCAUUAUUUGCAGAUGGGAAACAGCCCAGCACCAGUGGGCAAAAAUGUAAAAGAAAAGAAUAGCUAGAAGGGCAUUAUUUGCUAAAUUUCCAUAUCCCUGCACCUAUUUGAUUUAUUUUACACCUUUAUGUAACAUCCUUGUAAACAGAUGUCCUUGGAGUCUUUCUACUGCAGUUAAACUUUUGUGCUAGCUAGAAAUGUUUUCAGAAUUUUUUUUUUUUUAAGAUCAGUUUUAAAGGCAAAUCGUUGCUUUCUAAGAAACCCAACAUACAGAGUCAUUGCUACAUUUAAGUACUGCAUACUGUAACUUUGUUUUGACUCUACUGUAACUGCGGAGGGUCUGUGUACCUUGAUGCAUCACACAAAAAUGUGUUGUUUGAAAGGAAUAGAAAACUGUUACAUGAAAAAAAAAA
Meleagris gallopavo (turkey) is the source of this 11868-nucleotide messenger RNA. The record is from RefSeq and is a predicted model, not a curated record. NCBI's taxonomy places the organism in Eukaryota, Metazoa, Chordata, Aves, Galliformes, Phasianidae.